Molecule: messenger RNA, 2306 nt
Organism: Hyposmocoma kahamanoa
Lineage: Eukaryota; Metazoa; Arthropoda; Insecta; Lepidoptera; Cosmopterigidae
Gene: cactin
Product: cactin
Exons: 10
Coding region: 185-1786 (533 amino acids)
Biological process (GO): mRNA cis splicing, via spliceosome
Cellular component (GO): spliceosomal complex; cytoplasm
Molecular function (GO): protein binding
Source: RefSeq, a predicted model, not a curated record
GUGACGCACUCAUAAAUCUUUCCAAUUUGUGCACCAAAGAGUAUUGUUUUGUGCCCUCGUUUACUUAAUUAUUAUUGUUUGCUUUUCACUUUCCCGGAUUUGAACUCCAAAUUUUGGAGUGAUUGCAUGACAUUCUCAAAAUUGUGUCUCCCCUUACUGUGCCGGGUUUAAUAUUGGAACGAGUAUGUCUUCCAAGUAUGAAGUGAGGAGACGUCGAGACCGCACCUGCAGUCGUUCACUCGAGCGUCACAGAGACAGUUACAAAAGAAACGAGUCCAAGUCACCUGUAAGACAUAAACACAGGUCAUCAAGUAGAGAGAAGGAGAAAAAAGAGGCAUUGAAAUACAAAAAGACUAAAAAGAAGAAAAAGAAAUACAGAAAUUCAUCUAGCAGCACAAGCAGUGAUAGUGAUGAGGAGGAACUAAAGCUGCUGCAGAGGCUGGAGGCAGAGCGUCUCCGCCUUAAGGAGGAAAAGAGAAAACAGAAAGAGAUGAUGAAAGCCAAUGAGACCCCUGAAGAGAAGAGGGCUCGUCGUCUGCGUGAAAAGCAGGAGAAGGAGCGUCGUCGUCGGGAGCGUAUGGGUUGGGACAACGAAUAUCAGUGUUACACCAACCAGGACAAUCCCUUUGGUGACUCGGCACUCACUAAUACAUUCGUUUGGACAAAGAAGCUAGCCAAGGAGGGUGUCAAGAAUGUGUCCCACGAUGAGUUGGAGGCUCUCAACAGACAGAAACAAAUGGAGAACAAAAUUGAACUGGAGAAGGUGAAGCAGCGCCGGCUGGAGCGCGAGGCGGAGCGCGCGGCCCGAGAGGCCGAGGCGGCGGCGGCGGCGCGCGCCAAGGAGGCGCUGCAGUACCACAAUUGGGCGCGCCAGGAGGACGCCUUCCACCUCCACCAGGCCCGGCUGCGCUCGCAGAUUCGCAUCCGCGACGGACGAGCGAAGCCGAUCGACCUGCUGGCGUGGUACGUCAGCUCGGAGGAGUGCGUGGACGCGCUGGAGAUGCACGAGCCGUACACCUACCUCAACGGCCUGCAGACGCAGGACCUCGAGGACCUCCUCGAGGACAUUAAAGUGUACAAAGAACUGGAGAACAACGCGAACGUCUCGUACUGGGAGGACGUGGCGACCAUCGUGCGCGACGAGCUGGGCAAGCUGCGGCGGCUCAAGGCGCCGGCGCCCGCCAGGGACGGCGUGCACCGGGCGGUGGCCGACGACGUGACGCAGAUCUUCAAGGGCAAGACGGGCGCGCAGCUGGAGGCGCUGCAGGCGCAGAUCGAGCACAAGAUCAGCGGGCGCCGCGACGGCGUCGACGUCGGCUACUGGGAGAGCCUGCUCAGCCAGCUCAAGGCGCACAUGGCGCGCGCGCGGCUGCGCGACCGGCACCAGCUCAACCUGCGCCGCAAGCUGCAGCUGCUCAAGCAGGAGCAGGGCGUGCAGCCCGCGCCGGGCAGGUGCGCCGCCGCGCCGGGGGCCGAGGCUCGCCGCCGCCGGAGACCCGAGCGCCCGCUUUCCGCGACCAGCAAUGAGUACUCCGCCACCAUGAUGCUUAUUAAAACGUUUCAUAAAGUUGCCAUCGCGAUCCCUACGCACCACAAUAAAAUAUGUCCAGAAAAUCCAGACUUUGCAGUACUUCGGUUUCAUGCAGGGCCACCUUAUGAAGACAUUGCAUUCAAAAUAGUGAAUCGCGAAUGGGAGUAUUCUUACAAACGCGGCUUCCGCUGCCAUUUCCACAACAACAUCUUCCAGCUCUGGUUCCACUUCAAGAGAUACCGCUAUCGCCGGUAGUUUAAUUCUGAGGCUGAACACUACUAUCAAAUAUUCUACAAUAUUUGCUAAGUUCAAGGUUUUUAGCUUUUUGAGUUUUACAAGUUAGUAGAUUGCAUUGUUAACCUAUUGUAAUUACGAUUUCGCAAUAAAAACAAUACUUAAAAAUUGAAGUGACAAUUUUCUGGAUAAAAGUUUCUCAAUAGUAUGUUUGCUUGUUUUUGAAAUGACUUUGAAGCAAAAAAUAAUAUUACACAGUACAACUAUUUAUUCUCUUGGAAAUCUUUGCGUUUCGGCUGUCAUGGAUUUUGUCAAAACUGGAUGCGCUCAAUUGACUUGGAAGUACAUACAUAGGCUAUUAUUUUGGUUAUGUUUUUGAAGGUUAGAUAAUAUAUAUUGAAAAUUAGUUAUAAAUGUAGAGCUAUUUAUUACUGUCAGUCUUAAAAUUUACUAUUUAGACUAGUUUCAUUUUAUUUUAGAAGAGGAGUUGUUGAAAUCACAGGCACAACAGAUAAUUUACAGCAAUUGUAAAAAAGACAAU